AUGAAGAGCCUUGCCCGCCCGCCUGCUCUCUUGUCCGCUGGCUCUCCCCGCCGACCACCUCCCCCCACCCGCCAGCCCGCCUGCCCCCCCCCCUCACUCUCCCACCCGCUCGAGCUCUCCAAGCCUCGCGUCGUCAGCUGUCUCUCCAGGCCUCCCCCCACCCGCAACCAGGAGCCUCACCCGCUUGCCCCCAAUAAGCCUCUCAGUCUCAACGACCUUCCCCCGCCCGCCUGCUCCCCUCGGGUCCGCACGCCCGCUGCCUCGCGGAACGCAGAGCUGGGGCGUCGCCCACUAUCUCUCACCGGGCGUCGCCCACUUGCUCUCUCCUCGACGGCCUCGCCCGCCCGCCGGCUCUCGCCGAGCCUCGCUCGCCCCCUUACUCUCAACGACCUUCGCGACGCCCACUGCUUCGCGGAAGGAAGAGGUGGGGCGUCCCCGCAAGCGGGUGCCUUCGCCGUGAGGGGGCGUGAGAGGGAGAGGGAAAUGACGCGGCGGGGCGUUCCCGCAAGCUAG
Schizophyllum commune H4-8 is the source of this 513-nucleotide messenger RNA. RefSeq lists its product as uncharacterized. Bases 1 to 513 code for a protein of 170 amino acids. The record is from RefSeq and is a predicted model, not a curated record. Lineage: Eukaryota; Fungi; Basidiomycota; Agaricomycetes; Agaricales; Schizophyllaceae. The transcript has a single exon.